UUUUUUUUUGGUCUUCUCCCUCCCCUUCUCCAGAGUCCUUUCCCACCCUUUCCAUCGGUCUUUUGACCAAUCGGUUGCGUCCCUCAGGCUUUUCAACCAAACUGAGAUAAGAGCCGCUUAGACAAACAGCGGAGUAAUUGUGGCGGUGAGCAACCCAGCGGUGGAGAGGCCAAGCUUCUAAAGAAGGUUGAUCUCUAGAACUGAACGGAGGGUGGGGGGGAAACGAAACAGCCCUCCUUGGACAGGCGAUCCGAGAAAAAGAAACGCCAUGCAGCUAAACUCUUGCCGUCUCCGGAGCCCAAGGAGGGGAACACCCGGGUAAGAAGUGCCUGAAAAGACUGAUGGGACCGUCAUGGCCUCCAGCUUCAUGUUCUUCGUGUCCAUCCUGAUCUACCUCACUUCCUUCAUUGGCAUGAUCGGCAACCUCAUUGUCCUCUUCGCCUUCCUGACCCACGCCGUCCGGCGUAAAGCCCUCCAGCCUCUGGACCGCAUCAUAGUCAACAUGGGCUUGGUCAACUUCUUCCUCUGUUGCUACAAAGCCAUUCCCGGGAUGCUGGUUUUCGGCAGCACCAGAGUCUUCGGGGAAGAGGGGUGUAGGGUUCUUCUGUACACCUACCACACUCUGAGGCUGGUCAGCAUCUGGUCGGUGGAAAACCUGAGCAUCCUCCACCUCAUCAAGAUCCGGAGGCCCAGCUGCCGAUGGACGACGCUCAUCCACAGGCAUCAAUCACGCUACGUCAACGGGACCCUCGUGGGUUGUUGGGUGGCCAGUGUCCUCCUGCAGAUCCCUUAUUUGCAGUAUGAGAAGACCGGCGGUCAACGGAAUCAGACCAUCGCCUUCUUGGCUACUUCCACUUGCUUGAAAUCCACGGAAAGCUUCGCCAUGAAGUUUAGCACCUACGCCUCCAUCGGCCUCGACAUGGUCCUCAUUCUCUUGGUGGUCGUCCUCAACGGCUUCAUCGUCGACCUUCUCUGGAAGCACCACAGGAAGGUGAAAGCGUCGUCCUCCGCCGCCGCAGCGGGGAGCAGGUGGAAUAAGCACACGGCCCAGGCCACCAAGAUCCUGCUCUCCUUGCUCUCCAUUUACGUGGUUUGCUGGAUCGCCAACGACAUGGUCUGGCUCACCAUCGUCCUGGGAUACAACAGGAACAGCACGGAGAGCAGCUUCCUGAAUGGCGUGUACGGCGUGCUCUCCUCCAUAUAUUAUUCCGCCAGCUCGUACGUGAUGGUCUUUGGGUACAAAAAGGUCCGCGAAUACCUCGCAGAAACGUGCUGGUGUUUGAGAUGUAGAAGGACCACGGUGGCUCAAGCUGUCUCUUUGGCGGAUGCGCUUCCCAGAUGACGGAGAAGCUCUCCCCGGAGGACGGCUCAACACUUGUCCUUCGAAGCGUCGUAAUGUUGGUCCUCGGUGGAGAAAUAGCAACAGCACUUAGACUUAUGUACCGCUUCACAGUGCUUUUACAGCCCUCUCUCGUUGGUUUACG
Messenger RNA from Thamnophis elegans (Western terrestrial garter snake), 1484 nucleotides. Its product is annotated as vomeronasal type-1 receptor 1. The coding region runs from base 353 to 1342 and encodes 329 amino acids. The transcript has a single exon. The record is from RefSeq and is a predicted model, not a curated record. Gene Ontology annotation, molecular function: pheromone receptor activity. NCBI's taxonomy places the organism in Eukaryota, Metazoa, Chordata, Lepidosauria, Squamata, Natricidae. Gene Ontology annotation, biological process: G protein-coupled receptor signaling pathway. Gene Ontology annotation, cellular component: membrane.